Rotaria sp. Silwood2 is the source of this 1713-nucleotide messenger RNA. The record is from the annotation of a GenBank genome assembly. NCBI's taxonomy places the organism in Eukaryota, Metazoa, Rotifera, Eurotatoria, Philodinida, Philodinidae.
AUGAUGCAAUCAAAAUACACAGCAGCUGCUACAUCAACUACAUGGUGGGGAAUGUAUAGUAUUCAAAUGUUACCAGGUUACUUGCUAACCUCGGCCUUUAACAGUAGCCUUUCAAGACUAGUGCCAAAUCCUACCACUCAACGCCAACAAUCAUUUUACAAUGAAAUUGUGGCAACGUUUGGAACUCAUUAUGCUUCAUCAGUCAUUGUUGGUGGUAUUGCACAUUAUUAUACAUUUCUGACUGAAGAAUGGCAGCGUCAAAGCAGCCAAAGUUCUACCGAAAAUGAGAUUUCAAUAGGUUUUCAUCUUGGUUUCGAUAUUCCGCUUGGCAAUGGUAUUUCCAUUGCGCUUGGUGAAGAAUUUGGUGGUAUUUCAUUCGGUGGUGGUUGGGGAUUUACUGGCGGUGUUCAAUCAGAAACGUUUAAGAAAAAUUCAGUUAUCAGAUUUCUUUUUCGGCCAACGCCUGUAGGUUCAUUCUCCUCGAUGUACAAUCAUACCUGGGCAACAUGGGCAUCUCAAACAGCAAAUCAACCUGUUGUUGUGAAUCGAACACUUUUUCCUUUGUCGAAUCUAUUAGUUGAUUUUCCUACCGGUAUUGCGGAACACUUGCAAAUGACCAUAGAUUAUUAUCUUAAGACCGGUAGCUUGCCAAAACUUAUUGAUAUAGUUCACAAAGAAAGGCUCUCAUUAGUCUCAUCAAUGUCUAUUCCUGGUCUUGAUGUGGUCGGCUGUGGAUACAAUAUCAUAGAACUUCUAAGUAGUAAACAGUGUCUAUUCAACAUGACUUAUAACGAAAAUAAACUCUGGUCGAACGUUUUCAAUGGUCAUAGAUCGUAUCGAAUUCCUGAUGGAUAUUCUGUUAUGGGAACACGGGAAUUCUACUCGACAUACGACACUCAGAUAUUUGACAAUUACCAUAAAUUUAUACAAAAUUCUAUUUAUAUGAAUGAGCAGGACGAAGCAAAAUUUCUUGGUUUUGGUAUGUCACACGAACGUACGGAAAUUGUAACGCGACUUCGAAAUAUGUAUAAACAUCUUUUAAAUCUUGCAUGGACAAAUCGAAAAGUACUUUGGUAUAAUCUCUCAAUUGUGAAAUUUUCUACUCCACUACUAAGUUCUGUUGCUAAGAUAGCUUUGAAUGAUCUACCAUCGAUCUUCAAAAAAGAAGAUUUUCAAAAGGUUUGGAAGAGAUUUUUUGACAUUUAUGGUACACAUUAUGUGGUGAGUGCAAACUUUGGUGGUAUGGUGUGGGCUGAGGAUUAUUUGGACCCAUGUAUGGUCACGAAAAAUUCAUCACAAUGGAUUAAAGAUCAAAUUAAACGAUCUUAUUGGUCUAUUUCGACUAGUGAGUUUAAUAGUUUGUACGUACCUGUUACCAGUCAAGACUAUCUGCAGCAUCGUGUAUCGACGAUCCGUAUAAUUGGUGGAGACGAUAACUUGAAAUCUUUUCAGCUUAAUAAAUGGAUGCAAACAAUCAAAGAUAAGCCGGGUGUUAUUAGCUAUAGCCUUCAACCUCUUUAUACACUUCUACCUUUGGAUACACAAAAACGAAAGGCAUUGGAGGAGGCCACUCUUUAUAUUCGACUGCAAGCGAUCAAUACGACGAAUGCUUAUUUAAAUAACCUACAGUUCAUUGAAGGGCUAUUCCCGGCUCCUAAUAUAGACUGUUCUUCUUCUUGGCAACGUCGACGCCAACACAUGUCGAAACAAUAA